Sinocyclocheilus anshuiensis is the source of this 1396-nucleotide messenger RNA. Its product is annotated as zinc finger protein 431-like. The transcript has 5 exons. NCBI's taxonomy places the organism in Eukaryota, Metazoa, Chordata, Actinopteri, Cypriniformes, Cyprinidae. The record is from RefSeq and is a predicted model, not a curated record. Gene Ontology annotation, biological process: regulation of transcription by RNA polymerase II. Gene Ontology annotation, cellular component: nucleus. Gene Ontology annotation, molecular function: DNA-binding transcription factor activity, RNA polymerase II-specific. Bases 74 to 1390 code for a protein of 438 amino acids.
CAAAACCUCAAGACUUAGAGAGUGAUUUCUCAGAGAAGCGGCAGAAGACACAAGUCUUCUGAGGAGAGAGCUGAUGGAAGAGAAUGAGGAGAGUGAAGAACUGAGUGGAGUGAAGGAGAAACAUCAUGACAAACCUGGAGAAAAACCUUUGAGUCACUCGAAGAGUGACAAUGCAUUUUCAAAGAAAAGAAGAGCCAAGAAAUCUUUCACCUGCACUCAGUGUGGAAAGAGUUUCACAAGCAAAUCAAAUCUUGAGCUUCACAUGAGAGUUCAUAGUGGAGAGAAACCGUUCACAUGCGAUCAGUGUGGAAAGAGUUUCACACAGUCAAGAAACCUUAAAAAACACAUGAAAAUCCACACCGGAGAGAAGCCAUUCACCUGCAAAAAGUGUGGGAAGAGUUUCACGGAUUCAUCACAGCUUAAGAGACACAUGAGAAUCCACACUGGAGAGAAGCCAUUCACCUGCGAAAAGUGCAGGAAGAGUUUCACACAAAAAAUACAUCUUAGACUACACAUGAGGAUCCACACUGGAGAAAAGCCGUUCAUGUGUGAUCAGUGUGGAAAGAGUUUCAUGGACUCUUCAAAACAUAAAAUACACAUGAGAAUCCACACUGGAGAGAAGCCUUACACAUGUGAUCAAUGUGGGAAGAGUUUCACACAAUCAGUACACUUAAAAACACACAUGAGGAUCCACACCGGAGAGAAGCCGUUAAUGUGUGAGCAGUGUGGAAAGAGAUUCUCAAUUAAAAAUAAACUUCAACUUCACAUGAGGAUCCACACUAGAGAGAAGCCUUACACAUGUGAUCAAUGUGGGAAGAGUUUUACACAAUCAGUAAACUUUAAAACACACAUGAGGAUCCACACCGGAGAGAAGCCGUUAAUGUGUGAGCAGUGUGGAAAGAGAUUCUCAAUUAAAAAUAAACUUCAACUUCACAUGAGAGUUCAUACUGGAGAGAAGCCAUAUGCAUGUGAUCAGUGUGGGAAGAGCUUCACAAACAGAUCAAGUCUUGAGCUUCACAUGAGGAUCCACACCGGACAGAAGCCGUUCAUGUGUGAUCAGUGUGGAAAGAGUUUCAUGGACUCUUCAAAACAUAAAAAACACAUGAGAAUUCACACUGGAGAGAAGCCUUACACAUGUGAUCAAUGUGGGAAGAGUUUCACACAAUCAGUACACUUAAAAACACACAUGAGGAUCCACACCGGAGAGAAAGAGUACAUGUGCUUUGAGUGUGACAAGACUUUUAUUUCAGCGAGCCAUUUAAAACGGCACCAGAUUAUUCACACUGGAGAAAAACCUUACAAGUGUACACACUGUGACGAGAGAUUUAAACGGUCAGCAAUUCUGAAAAGACAUGAGAAGAUCCACACUGGAGAGGAAUCGCACACAUGAGAUCAG